CUAGACCUCUCUCCUCUUCUUUCUCACCCCCACCUCAAAAAUUCAUGCUCGCGUUGGAACUCCCAACCAUUCUCGAUUCGGUUGAAGAUAGAGGUUUUCCUGUUCUCAAUUUUUCACCUUUGAAAUCGAAUUUAUUGUGCUCCACAAAUUCUUGUUAAUCCUUGGUUGUAUGCGGUUAGAGAAUUGGUUUAUGAAACAAAUGUAGUUUUCAAUUCAGUUGAAAUUGAAGACCUAUGAUAAAAUUUCGGUCGAAAAUUGUAUCUUUAGUAGUUUCUUCUUGUAUAUUAUAGUGCAGUAGCUUAUUUCUUGGUGUUGGAGUGCAAGUGGUGUAAAGAUUUCAAAAUUGGGGUUAUGAGCUUUAGGUUACUGAAAUGAAGAAUGUUGAAAUACCCAAAUGGCUUGAGAGGUUGCCUUUGGCGCCUGAAUUUUACCCCACUGAUACUGAAUUUGCCGACCCAAUUGCUUACAUAUCUAAGAUAGAGAAAGAGGCUAGUGCUUUUGGCAUAUGUAAAGUGAUUCCUCCAUUGCCAAAGCCGUCAAGAAAGUAUGUGCUUCAUAACUUGAAUAAGUCUCUCUCCAAGUGUCCGGAAUUGGAUGGUAAUGUGAGUCUUGUGCGGUCCUCAAAGACAGAUGAUCAUGUUAGGAGUGAAUGUGAUAGAAAGUCUAGGGCUGUUUUUACCACAAGGCAGCAAGAAUUGGGCUGUGAGAAGGGGAAAAAGGUGAAGGAGGGGGUCGGGGAUCACGUGCUCAGGGCUCAGAAGCAGGUCUGGCAGAGUGGGGAAGUUUAUACGCUUGAGCAGUUUGAGGCUAAGGCCAAGGCUUUCGCUAAGAGCACGCUUGGGGUUGUGAAAGAUGUCAAUCCCUUAGUUAUCGAGACCUUGUUCUGGAAAGCUGCUUCGGAGAAGCCUAUAUAUGUGGAAUAUGCGAAUGAUGUGCCCGGCUCCGGGUUUAGUGAGCCUGAGGGGCUGUUGCGUUACUUUGACAGACGCAGAAAGAGGAGGAAGACGAGGAAGAGGAACUCGUUUGACAGGAAUAAUUUAGGUAGUUCUGACAGCAAGAAUGAUCAAGUAGAAACAGUGAAUAGUGUUAGCAAUGAUAAUGAUUUGGGCAUCCAGAACAAUCCUAGUUCCCAUACAGAGACUGUUCUGAAUUGUCUACCUUCACAGCCUACACGUGAUGAUGCUUCCUUUUCUGGCCGGAAAGAUUCUCAAGAUAGGAGCGAAAUGGAAGGCACUUCUGGGUGGAAGCUUUCAAAUAGUCCUUGGAAUUUACAAGUCAUGGCUAGGUCAGCAGGAUCGCUAACUCGUUUCAUGCCAGAUGAUAUCCCUGGUGUGACGUCUCCCAUGGUUUAUAUUGGGAUGUUGUUCAGUUGGUUUGCUUGGCAUGUGGAAGAUCACGAGCUUCACAGCUUGAAUUUCCUGCACGUGGGCUCCCCCAAAACUUGGUAUGCUGUACCAGGAGAUGAUGCUUUCAACUUUGAGGAAGCUAUUCGUCUUCGUGCCUAUGGAGGAAAUCCUGAUCGGUUAGUUGCACUAUCUCACUUGGGGGAAAAGACUACUGUUUUGUCUCCUGAAGCUAUUGUUGCAUCUGGCAUCCCGUGUUGCAGGCUUGUACAGUAUCCUGGUGAAUUUGUUGUGACUUUUCCAAGAGCUUACCACAUAGGAUUCAGUCACGGUUUCAAUUGUGGAGAAGCUGCUAAUUUCGGAACUGCUAAGUGGCUUGCAAUAGCUAAAGAAGCUGCUGUUCGCAGAGCUGCCAUGAAUUACCUUCCUAUGCUUUCUCAUCAGCAACUGUUGUACUUGUUAACCAUGUCUUUCAUUUCAAGAAUACCGAGAUCCUUAUUGCCUGGGGUACGAAGCUCACGUUCGAGAGAUCGUUUGAAGGAAGAAAGAGAAUUGUCUGUAAAGAGAGCAUUUAUAGAAGAUGUCUUGUGUGAAAACAAUCGGGUGGCUAUUCUUCUCCAAAGAAAUUCCUACUACCACGCAGUUCUGUGGGAUGUUGAUUCACUUCCAUCUUCGAGUAAAGUAUCUGAACUCUGCCAUGACACAGAUGCUUCUGUGUUGACAUCAGUGGGGGAGAAUUCUCCUGCAAAAAAUGACAGUGCACAUGAUGUCAAUGAGCUGAGCAAGUAUAUAAGUUCUGUUGGUUAUGAUCUUGAUGAUGAUGACUUGUCAUACGACUUUCAAAUAGAAUCAGGGACUUUACCUUGUGUUGCUUGUGGCAUCCUUGGUUUUCCAUUUAUGGCAGUCGUGCAACCAUCUGACAUAGCAUCGGUUGAUCUUCUGCGUGUGGAUCCUGUUGCUGUUCCUGUGGAAUCUGCUCGUACCUGUAAUGUGGUGGAAGGUUCUUCUGAAGAUGCGAAGAUGAAAUCUAAGUUGAGCAAAAAGGAUCUCCACUAUGUUGCUGAAACAUCUUUAGCUGCCAAAAAAUGUCGGCCCCUGGCCCAUGACCACUCCCCAUCUUCAAAUCAUGACACUGUUUCUCCGGAUGUUAAGAUAGACAUGGGUUGGGACAUAUCUAAUGUAUCUCGAAAACCAAGGAUAUUUUGUCUAGAGCACGCGAUUGAAAUUGAAAAAUUGUUGAGUUCGAGAGGCGGAGCAAAUGUUCUUGUGAUUUGUCAUUCAGACUUUCAGAAAAUAAAGGCCCAUGCUGCAGCCAUUGCAGAGGAGAUAGCUGUUCCUUUUAGUUAUACAGAGACGCAACUGGGUAAUGCUUCUCCCGAAGAUCUGAAGCUGAUCGAUAUUGCUAUUGAUAGAGAAGAAAAAGUCACCCGUGUAGAAGACUGGACGUCGUUGUUGAAUAUCAAUCUACAGCAUUGUGUGAAGAUGAAGAAGAGUUCUCCAUCUGUGAAUGUUCGGCAUUUACUGAGCUUGGGCGGAUUGUUUCACAAUGCAGCCCCUGUUUCAGAUGCUUCCCGCACAAAGUGGCUGUCGAGAAAAUUACGUUCAAAGCGCCAUCAGAAACGUCUCUUGCAGAGUAAACCCUUCCCCAGCUUUGAAGCUGCCAAGGAGGAUAUGAAUGGGAAAAGCGAACAACAAACGGCUAAGAAAGAUGAAAAGCUUAUCCAAUAUUCGAGGAAGCGAUGCAAGGUCGGUGUUUCUGUAGAAAACAUAGCAGGAGAAACGGCCUCAGGGCCGACUGUAUUACCUUCUCAUGGAGCGUCCGAGUUUCAUGGUGAGCACUUGAUGGCUUCAUCCUUUGAAUCUCACUCUGCCAACUCCACUGUUGCCUCCACUCCAGUUGAGAAUGCUUCGGAAAAAUCUGGUGAUUCGUGUCAUGACAUCAAGGCGGCCGAUGGUGGCAGCCAGGAAAGUGAGAGGUGCAAUUCCGAGACUGUUGGCUCGACUACGGAUAAAAAUGGGAUUGAUGAUGUUGCAGGAGAUGAAAUUCCGAGAGAGGAAGACACUGUUGAUGAAGCCGCUCUGCCAAGCGAAGCUUGUGAUCGGCUGGCGGAUAAUGACUGUGCGGUGCCGGAUAAUGUUCAGUCUGAUGGAUGUUGUGAGAUUGAAGAAACUUCUAGACACGACGACUGUUCAAACGCUUCAGACGAAGAGCAGGUUGAAACAGCGUCUGAUCAACUUGCCACAGAGAAUGAGGUACCGAAUUCCUCAAGCUCUGAAGGACAGCGGUCUGUACAGACAGACGAAGAUGAUGAUGACAAUCAAGAGAGAGUUAUUUCGACUCCUGAAAAUUGUGAAGGUGAGACUAAUGAAGCCAGCAAGCCCAUCGCUGAGCUGGAGGAUAACAGUGUCGAUGAUCCCAAAACAGAAGCCGGAAGCAAAAGGAAAAGGAAAAGAGAACUCCUCGGCCUGCAAUUAGAUGAUCACGUCCAUUUCAGCGGCUUUACCAGAAGCCCGUGCGAGGGGUUGAGACCUCGGGCAAGAGAAAAUCCAUCAACUCGUGUUACUGACAACAGGGAACCAGAUGAGGAAGCACCGGCAGUGAAGAAGUCGAGGAAGGCUGCAGAUCAGCCCGUCCCUCGCAAGGAGAAGAAAGGAAACGCAAAGGGACGUCAUCAGUGUGAGUUAGACGGCUGCACAAUGAAGUUCCGGACAAAGGCUGAGCUACUCCUGCACAAAGGAAACCAGUGCCCGGUCGAGGGGUGCAGGAAGAAAUUCAACUCCCACAAAUACGCCACACUGCACCAGCGCGUCCACGACGAUGAUAGGCCUCUGAAAUGUCCUUGGGACGGCUGCACAAUGUCGUUCAAGUGGGCCUGGGCAAGAACUGAGCAUCUACGCGUGCACACGGGAGAGAGGCCAUAUGUCUGCAAAAUCAAGGGAUGUGGUCUCACCUUCAGAUUUGUAUCAGAUUUCAGCCGGCAUAGAAGAAAAACCGGACAUUAUGUAAGCCCACCAGCGUAGGUGUUCGUCUCUCUCCUUUUACGCGUUAGCAAUGCAGUUUUCUUGGGCUAAGGAGCUCAAGAAUGGUGUAAGGUAUGAUCCAUUCUGGUAAUAGCUUAGGUUAGGGAAGAUGAAACUGUUGAAAGUAGGCCAUUUUUAUGUGUUGUUGAACCUUCUGUUAUUUUGUCUGUGCAAUGCAAAAACAUUGAAAUUCUUAAUUGUAAUGAUAAUUGCAAUUUUUUUUA
Molecule: messenger RNA, 4588 nt
Organism: Salvia hispanica
Lineage: Eukaryota; Viridiplantae; Streptophyta; Magnoliopsida; Lamiales; Lamiaceae
Gene: ELF6
Product: Zinc finger (C2H2 type) family protein / transcription factor jumonji (jmj) family protein
Biological process (GO): chromatin remodeling; regulation of gene expression
Cellular component (GO): nucleus; chromatin
Molecular function (GO): histone H3K4me/H3K4me2/H3K4me3 demethylase activity
Source: RefSeq, a predicted model, not a curated record